AGGCGGAAGUGUACAUGAGUCCUGAAACCGGCAUGGAGCUCUGCAUGUUUAUCAGCGUAGAGAACUUUAUACUGAGCGCCUUUUGUUGACUAACGUUACAGACUGAUAGCACAAGGCGUUUUCAUCUGGCUUUUGUCUUUAACUUUCACUAUAGUACCUUUUAUCAUGAUUUUUAGGGCUUAGCGUUUAGUAGCAAGGUUGCUAAAAUGAUGCUGCUCUCUGAAACAGUCAGUCUCCUCUUUUGUCUGCUUUUAGUUUUUGCUGUUGGACCUGGCAGCACGAAGGAUGUCAAAGCUUUAUGUUCAACUUGCACACGCAUCGUUGAGAAUUUCAACAAGGGCUUUGAGAGAACUGCAAAUAAAAACUUUGGUGGUGGAAACACUGCAUGGGAAGAAAGGAAACUGUCCAAAUAUGAGACCAGUGAGAUUCGGCUGAUGGAGAUUCUGGAGGGCUUGUGUGAAAGCAGCAGUUUUGAGUGUAAUCACAUGUUGGAAGAACAUGAGGAGCAAUUUGAGACCUGGUGGUUCAAGAGGAAAACUAAACACCCAGACCUGCAUAAAUGGUUUUGCAUUGAAACCAUCAAAGUGUGCUGUCCGAAAGGAAUGUUUGGACCAGACUGUAACUCAUGUGUAGGAGGAGCUGAAAGACCUUGCCAUGGCAACGGCAGGUGCGAUGGUGAUGGGACGAGGGGAGGAAAUGGCAAGUGCUCUUGUGACUCUGGAUAUGAAGGAGAGUUUUGUCUGGAUUGUGCUGAAAGAUAUUUCAGCGAAGAGAGGAAUGAUACCUUUUCCUUGUGCAAAGAAUGUCAUCCGUCUUGCACUAAGUGCUCUGGAGCCACUGCUGAGGACUGUGAGGAGUGCAGGGAAGGCUGGGAGGAAGACCAGGAAGGCGCAUGCAUUGACAUCAACGAGUGCUCCAACGAUCCCUCUCCAUGCAAAGACAAAGAGUACUGCCUUAACACAGAUGGAUCUUAUACCUGCAAUGUGUGUGAUAACAGAUGUUCAGGCUGUAAAGGACCGGGGCCUGGAAACUGCCUGGCCUGCUCUGAGGGCUACAAGGAUGAAGAGGGCACCUGCACAGAUGUGAACGAGUGUGAGCUGCCUGACGCAGUGUGCACAGAGGAACACCAGGAGUGUGUCAACACUAAAGGCAGCUACAAGUGUCGGUGCGCCAGUGGCUUUCAGGAGCAAGAUGGAAUCUGUGUUCAGCAGCCAGAACCAGAGGAGAGUCAGGAAGGACCUGCGUCUGAUGCUGAGGAUUCCGAAUCUACCAACAGGGUAACAGAACAUGUUGACCUGUGACAUGUUGCUGCAGUACCUGUUUUGGCCACCAGGUGUCAAUAACUGUUCCAAAAGUGUGUUCAGAAUCAUGUGGAGUACACAGCACUUACUGCACACACUUGACAAACUGCACUUCUGUACCGGCAGAACAUGGACAGCUUAUUUUUGUACUGCGGAAAUACAACGAUGUCAUGCCCAAGCACAACCUCCCACUGCUGCCGAAUGUCCUUUUGUCCGGUUUUUUACUUUAUUCGGGCUGUUUCUUUGUGAAUUAAAAUAAAGUCAUUCCACUUUGUCUCA
Molecule: messenger RNA, 1580 nt
Organism: Colossoma macropomum (tambaqui)
Lineage: Eukaryota; Metazoa; Chordata; Actinopteri; Characiformes; Serrasalmidae
Gene: creld2
Product: cysteine-rich with EGF-like domains 2
Exons: 10
Coding region: 207-1301 (364 amino acids)
Molecular function (GO): calcium ion binding
Source: RefSeq, a predicted model, not a curated record